AUGGAUCCAAAUGCCGGUAUUCCAACUUUAAAUAAUAUCGAAAAAGGCCAUUUUGGAGGCGAAAUUCUAAAAAAUAUUAGUUUUUGGAAUAAACCAUUCCAUCCAAUUAUUCCCUAUCGUGUGGAAAAAAAAUUUACAACAAUUAAAAUAGGUAUUCCAAUAAUAAUAUGGGGCGAAAAAUUUAAGGUAAACCCAAAUAAUAGCCUUACCGUAUCCGUUUACCAAAUUAACCGGUACACCGGUGGUUUGGUUUUGGUCGUCCAGGUUUAUUAUUACGUUUUGGAUGCAAUUGGAUUUAAAAACUAUAUUAUACAAUUGGCGGCCAAUUAUAUCGACAAAUUACUAAAUAAAAUGGCGUUUAUUAGGGAUAAAAAUAUUAUUAACUUGCGAUUAAACUCGUAUCCGCCUAUAAAUAUAUUUGUAAUUAACCAUAGGCCUACCGACGUUAAUAAUUUUAAUUUUGGGUUCGGGAAACCGAUUAUUUAUCGGUAUUUAUUCGGCGGUUUUUCGACGGAAAACGCUAUUAUUAUAUAUCCGCCUGUCAAAUAUACUAACCCCGACGAAGGGUGCGUUUUUUCGGUGAUUAUGGAAAAAAAGUUUGUGGGUAAAAUGAUAAAAAUGCGCGAAUUUUGCGAUUUUUUCGAAUAUCGCGGCGUUAAUUAA
This is a messenger RNA of Pyricularia pennisetigena, 663 nucleotides long. RefSeq lists its product as uncharacterized. The transcript has 2 exons. Lineage: Eukaryota; Fungi; Ascomycota; Sordariomycetes; Magnaporthales; Pyriculariaceae. The record is from RefSeq and is a predicted model, not a curated record. Bases 1 to 663 code for a protein of 220 amino acids.